AUGCAUGGCCGACCACUCCGCAGUGAGCCAUGCACUUUGCUUGGUCGUGUCGGCAACAAGCUGCUCAAAGACACGUACAAGGAAGAGGCAGACGAUGAGGAGGCUCAAGUGCAGGCAGAGCUGUGCAAACAGCGGCACAUCUUGUGCAUUGGAAACGACAACUACAGGACUCGAACCGUCUUAAGCUCAGCUGCUUCGGGGGCAAAGAACGUUCACGACCUCUUCAACAAGUUGGCAUUCACCUGCAGCCUGUGCCAAGAUACCACCACUUCUACCCUUCGACGCAAGACUCGAGAUUUCGUGGACGGGCUUACGGACGAAACCAAAUUUGCGGUGCUGUAUUUUGCUGGACAUGGUGAUGAAAAGGAUGAGGAGCAAAGGCUUCUUGCAAUCGAUGCUGUUGACGAUGCCAGGCAGGCAGCGGAUGGCCCAUCCGACAUGACAGUCAAUGAGAUUCUGAAGUUGUUUGUGGAGUCCGGUGCUGCCAGAAAUGCCACUUUCCUUUUGAUACUGGAUUGCUGCCGGGAUCGACCUAAGCUUCCCGAAGUCAGCCGGCGCAAAGGAGUGAAACUGCUUUCAAAAUGUGUGAAUGCGAAGCGACAGCUGGCAGUCCUGUUCUCUUGCCCAUCUGGUGGUUUGGUGCUGGACAAGAUGGGAUCAAUCAAGAAGAGCCCAAUGGAGUUUAUGCUGACAAAAGUUCUCUCCUCAGGGCUGCAGCCAUUGUCUCUUCAAACGCUUCCUUCAGUCAUCGCAGAACUGUUCGACAGGAUAGUCGAAAGGAUUCCUGAAGUCAAGUUUCGGCUGCAACCGAUUGCAGAGCUUUGGGUACAGAACACCCAUGCAGAUGCAGAAGAGGAAGCAGAGCUGUUCAUGAGCCCCAAAGGUGUGAUGGAGUGGCGCCGCUUGCGUUCAGCAUGGAGAGAAAUAUGCAUUGAAGAGGAAACUUAUGGCUCAACAACAAGUACAUGCAAGAAGUUGAAGACACAGAAACGUGCUGACGAGAUAAAGUCCACUGCAGAGCAAGCAUCGCACAGGCGAUCGAUCGAUACAAACCGUCCGAGCGUCGCAGCCAUUGAUGAGAUGUUGCUGUCAGGCCGCCGUGAUGCCUUACUGGAGCUGCUGGAGUGCCGCAGGUGCUUACUCCAGGAGCACGAGGCCUUAAAGCUGAAAGCGACGCAGGCCACAGCUAUCAGAGUCGUUUCCGAAGCAGUCUACCUUGCACUAGAUAGACUCUGGGAGCGGACUCGCCGGCAAGCAAGCGAGCAGCGCGAGCACCUGGAACAGCGCAGACAUGUGGCAAGCUUAAAGGAUACCUUGGCUAAGGAUGUCGGGAAGUGGGACGAAAUGAGCGAGUGGUUGCUGGGAAUGGCUCUGCAUGUAUUGAAUCAUCCAUCAGACUCAGAGUCGCAUGAGCAUGAUCGGCGGCAUGAUCGGCGGCAGCUGGCAGAAAGCAUCCGAAAUUUUCUGGCGACAGUCAACGAGGCCGUGAGGAACUCGUGUACUGGACAGGAGGCUACACAAGCUAUCACUGUCCGGGAGGACCUUCCUCCCCUUGCAGCAGCUGCGGUAGCGUUUCUGCUGGCCCCUUUCUUGAUUGUGGGGGCCCUUGCAGCGGGAGCCGCAGGCGCAUUCACGGGCACUGUUUUGGAAAGACGUGGGCGCCCGGAUGACGACCCUUGA
Symbiodinium sp. CCMP2456 is the source of this 1680-nucleotide messenger RNA. NCBI's taxonomy places the organism in Eukaryota, Dinophyceae, Suessiales, Symbiodiniaceae. The record is from the annotation of a GenBank genome assembly.